AAUCCCACGCUUUCAGCGGAACACCUGAACGCACCGGCAGCUCCCAGAAGAGUCGCGUGGGAGUGAGACUGUGGGAGUUCCUCAGAGAGGUCAAUUUUUCACCAACAAAUAACUUUUUAAAUGUCUCCGCCGCUGAAAAUGUUGUGACUCGUACGCUAUACAACCUGUCCUCCAUACCUUCUUGUUGGAGCCAUGCAGCGGGAGCUCCUGUUCAAAGUGUUGGUCAUCGGCGACUUGGGGGUGGGCAAGACGUCCAUCAUUAAGCGGUACGUCCACCACAUCUUUUCGCAGCAUUACCGAGCCACCAUCGGGGUGGACUUCGCCCUUAAGGUGCUUCAGUGGGGCCACAACAUCGUCAUCCGUCUUCAGCUGUGGGACAUAGCAGGACAGGAGCGCUACGGCAACAUGACGCGUGUCUACUACCGUGAGGCCGUGGGCGCGCUGGUGGUCUAUGACAUCACGCGAGCGUCCACCUUUGAAGCUGUGCUCAAGUGGAAAGACGACCUGGACUCCAAGGUGACGCUGAACCACGGCAGGCCCGUUCCGGCCGUCCUCUUAGCCAACAAAGCAGACCAGGCGACGUGCCAGCAACCCAAACUGGACGCCUUCUGCCGCGAGAACGGCUUCAUCGGCUGGUUCGGGACUUCGGCCAAGGACAACACAAACAUCGAGGAGGCAACACGCUUCUUGGUGGAGCACAUCCUGAGCAACGAGGAGAGUCCGCUGACCGAGCGGGAGCCCCCCUCCCUCGUGCUGUCCGGGUACGCCAACGCCACCAAGCAGCACAUCAACUGCUCAUCUUGUUCCAAAUGACAACUCCCUGACCAAUCAGAGACAACCGGAAAGUGAACGUCGUCUGCUACAGAGGAAACAGCUUUCAGUUCAACUCCAUACAGCCUUCAGGUUUUUAUGUUAAAUUGGUGCUUUCUUUCCUUUUUGCAAUUUCCUGCUUGACAGGGCUGGAACCACUGUCUGCACGUUUAUGGUGGGAUCUGUGUGACACUUCAUUAGGUACACCUGCACAAACAAAGAGCUGUAUUAAAAAGAUACAUAGUCGUUCCUCCUUUAUCGCUGUUAAUUGGUUCCGCACAAGACCGCAAUAAAUGAAUUUCCAAAA
This is a messenger RNA of Nerophis ophidion (straightnose pipefish), 1117 nucleotides long. It is a transcript of the gene rab38c, whose product is annotated as RAB38c, member of RAS oncogene family. The record is from RefSeq and is a predicted model, not a curated record. NCBI's taxonomy places the organism in Eukaryota, Metazoa, Chordata, Actinopteri, Syngnathiformes, Syngnathidae. The coding region runs from base 193 to 813 and encodes 206 amino acids. Gene Ontology annotation, cellular component: Golgi apparatus; trans-Golgi network; vesicle. Gene Ontology annotation, biological process: vesicle-mediated transport. The transcript is spliced from 4 exons. Gene Ontology annotation, molecular function: GTP binding; GTPase activity.